AUGGCCGCAGGCGUAAAGGCAGAUGUGGUUGUUGCUGGGCUUGGUGUCGUUCUCAUCUGGUCUGCCCUCGCUCUUGCCGCUCUCACCUCAGCAGUACUUGGUAUCGGCAAUGACCACAAGGUGGUGUCAAGCGAUAAGAGUGGCUAUGUGGCACCGUUUGUUCUGGGCAAGCUCUCCAAGUUCUGUCUCUCGCUGUUGUACCUGCCGGUCAUCCGGUACCCAGGACUUGAUCUCUGGGUUGCCGGCGGUAUUAUGCCGUUUGAGCGGCGGCUCAAGUUUCAUCGCGGCAUGGCUGCUGUAUUCCUAGCUGUUGCUUCGCUCCACGGCGUCUGGAUGGCGCUCAAGUCCAAGUUCUCGCACUUUGGCCUCGGCGGUGUGUCGCUCUCCGGCACGGUGGCGCUGGUGCUGUUCCUCGCCGUGGGCCUUGGCUCGUUGCCUUGGAUCCGCCGGCAUCACUUCAACUCCUUCUACGCGCUUCACAUGCUCCAGUUCCCGGCUGUCAUCGCUGCUCUUGUUCAUGUCCCGGGCAUCGUCAUUUAUCUUGCGGUUUCUGGGGGCGUUUGGCUUGCUCUGGCCUUUGCGCGGAUGGUGCGAGCCUGGCGGCGGCGGCGGCGCGCGACGCUUGUCCCUCUCCCAGGUGAGGCUACCGAGCUCUCGCUGGUCUGGCCACGGCAAUGGCCGCCGCCACACCCCGGAAGCUACGCCUUUCUCCGAAUUGGCGCCAUUGCCUCGACCGAGUGGCACCCGUUCUCGGUCGCCGACUAUGAUCGCCACUGUGGUCACACCCGCUUCAUCGUCAAGGCCGUCCACCAUCAUCACCACCGUUCGCUGUCGGCCGGAAGCGCAAGACUGUCAUGGACCGCCCGCCUCCGCGAGAUGGCCGAGGCCCAAAGCCGCCCCACUGUGUGGAUUGAUGGCGCGUACGGCGCGUUGACCGUCCCGGCCAAUGCCGUCGCCAAGGCUGGCCAUAUUGUCUUGGUCUCCGGCGGCGUGGGGGUUACCCCCAUGGCGAACCUGCUGCAACAUGUCGCUGACGGCGAGUUCCCCAAUCUGCGCAGCGUUUUGUUUGUGUGGACUUCGCGAUUGAUGGCUGAUGUAUGUACGCCAUGGCUCGGCAACGUGCUCGCACACGCCACCUCUCAACUCGGUGAGCGUCUUUGCAUUUCGCUGUACCAAACCUCGGGCAAGAAAGAGCUGCCGUCAUCGUCGCCUCCCAGCUCCAACUCGUCGUCGUCGUCGUCAUCGUCAUCAUCGGCUGCCAUUGCCAGCUACGAGUGGUCUCUUGGCCGUCCAGAUCUUGACGCCAUGCUGGCCAACGUCCACACCGCCAAUGAUGCCGAUCACUCCCCGUUGUCAGUCUUUGUCGCUGUCUGCGGCCCUCCAAGCCUGUGCAACGUUGUCGCAAGCGCUGCAACCCGUCGCGGCUUUGCCGUCCAUGUCGAGACCUUUGUCUUUUAGCCCCCUCCGCCCCCCCUUACGAACACAUACCCGAGUCGAUCGGCUGGCGUGGAUGGUAAACUGGCUCUCCA
This is a messenger RNA of Thecamonas trahens ATCC 50062, 1529 nucleotides long. RefSeq lists its product as uncharacterized. The record is from RefSeq and is a predicted model, not a curated record. The transcript has 2 exons. Gene Ontology annotation, cellular component: plasma membrane. The coding region runs from base 1 to 1458 and encodes 485 amino acids. NCBI's taxonomy places the organism in Eukaryota, Apusomonadida, Apusomonadidae. Gene Ontology annotation, molecular function: oxidoreductase activity.